GAGGAAGGGGCAGCAGAGGAGUCCUGAGUCGGUGGUGGUGAUCCCGGCGGGUCACCCGCACGCCGCACUCAGUGUCCUCGCUGGGUCCCUGUCGUCCACAUCCUUGCCCCCCUCCAAGCUACCUUUCACGGCCUGGACGUCACGCCGAGACUGGCCGCCAUGGACUUCUCCAAGUUCCUGGCCGACGACUUCGACGUGAAGGAGUGGAUCAACGCGGCGUUCAGAGCGGGCCCCAAGGAGGCGGCGGUGGGGAAGGCGGACGGCCACGCGGCCACCCUGGUGAUGAAGCUCCAGCUCUUCAUCCAAGAAGUGAACCACGCCGUGGAGGAAACCAGUCACCAGGCCCUUCAGAACAUGCCCAGAGUUCUUCGAGAUGUCGAAGCCCUCAAACAAGAAGCUUCUUUCCUGAAAGAACAAAUGAUUCUUGUCAAAGAGGACAUUAAGAAAUUUGAACAGGACACAGCUCAAUCAAUGCAGGUAUUGGUAGAAAUCGACCAGGUGAAGUCCAGAAUGCAGCUUGCUGCAGAAUCUCUUCAGGAAGCAGACAAGUGGAGCACGUUAAGUGCUGAUAUUGAAGAGACCUUUAAGACUCAAGACAUCGCUGUGAUUUCCGCCAAGCUCACGGGGAUGCAGAACAGUUUGAUGAUGCUUGUCGACACACCAGACUACUCAGAAAAAUGUGUGCACUUGGAGGCAUUGAAGAACAGGCUGGAGGCCCUGGCCAGCCCCCAGAUUAUAGCUGUGUUCAACUCUCAGUCUGUAGAUCAGGCCAAAGCAUAUGUGAAGAUUUUUACUGAAAUUGACCGGAUGCCCCAGCUCCUUGCAUACUACUAUAAGUGUCGUAAGGUACGGCUCUUAGCAACUUGGCAGGAGUUGUGCCAGAGUGAGCUCCCCCUGGACCGACAGCUCACCGGACUCUACGAUGCCUUGCUUGGUGCCUGGCACAGCCAAAUCCAAUGGGCUACGCAGGUCUUCAAGAACCCCCAGGAGGUAGUGACAGUGCUGCUGAUUCAGACCUUGGGGGCCUUGGUGCCCUCUCUGCCCAUCUGCCUGGCUUCCGCUUUGGAGAGGGCAGGACCAGAGAUGGAGCUCACCAAGCUGCUGGAGUUCUAUGACACCACUGCCCACUUUGCAAAGGGCUUGGAGAUGGCUCUUCUCCCCCACCUACAUGAGCACAACGCAGUGAAAGUCACGGAACUGGUGGAUGCUGUAUAUGGCCCAUACAAGCCCUACCAGCUGAAGUACGGUGACCUGGAGGAGAACCACCUCCUCAUCCAGAUCAGUGCGGUGCCCUUGGAGCACGGAGAAGUCAUCGACUGUGUCCAAGAGCUGAGCCACUCUGUAAACAAGCUCUUUGGUCUGGCAUCCACAGCCAUUGACAGAUGCAUCAGAUUCACCAAUGGCCUGGGAACCUGUGGCCUGCUGACAGCCUUGAAAUCUCUCUUUGCUAAGUAUGUGUCUGAUUUCACCAAUACUCUCCAGUCGAUUCGAAAGAAGUGUAAGCUGGAUGAUAUCCCCCCCAGCUCCCUCUUCCAUGAGGAUUGGACGGCUUUUCAGAACUCCAUUAGGAUAAUAGCCACCUGUGGUGAGCUCUUGCGGCAGUGUGGGGACUUGGAGCAACAGCUGGCAAACAGGAUUUUGUCCACAGCUGGGAAGUAUCUCAGUGAUUCCUACUGCCCACAGAGCCUGACCGGCUUUCAGGAGAGCAUCUUGACAGACAGGAAGAGCACUGCCAAGAAUCCCUGGCAAGAAUAUAAUUACUUUCAGAAAGAGAACCCUGCGGAAUAUUCCAGUUUAAUGGAAAUACUUUAUACCCUCAAGGAAAAGGGAUCCAGCAAUCAUAACCUGCUGUCUGCGUCUCGAUCAGCACUCACUCGGCUCAACCAGCAGGCCCACCAGCUGGCUUUCGACUCCGUCUUCCUGCGCAUCAAGCAGCAGCUCUUACUCAUUUCCAAGAUGGACAGCUGGAGCACAGCCAGUGUUGGAGAGACUCUCACGGAUGACCUGCCCACCUUUAGCCUCACUCCCCUUGAGUACAUCAGCAAUAUCGGGCAGUACCUCAUGUCCCUUCCUCUGAACCUGGAGCCAUUCGUGACUCAGGAGGACUCUGCCUUGGAGUUGGCUCUGCAUGCCGGAAAGCUCCCGUUUCCUCCUGAGCAAGGCGAUGAACCGCCGGAGCUUGACAACAUGGCUGACAACUGGCUAGGCGCCAUCGCCAGAGCCACGAUGCAGACCUACUGCGAUGUGAUCCUCCAGAUACCGGAGCUGACCCCCCAUUCCACCAAGCAGCUGGCCACUGACAUUGACUAUCUGACCAAUGUGAUGGACGCCCUGGGCCUGCAGCCAUCUCGCACUCUACAGAACAUCCUGACGCUCCUGAAGGCCAAGCCUGAGGGCUAUAGACAGGCUACCCAAAGCCUCCCCCGCCGCCUCGCCACCACGGUAGCCGCCAUGCGUGGUGUGACUUACUGAACCCACUGCUCCAAUGGGUCGGAGUGGGGAUUCUGGGGCUACACUCUCUAGCAUGGAUUCACUUGUAAAAUCAGCCAAGGAUUGGCCAGACUGGUUUUUAAGACUGGGUGAUUUGCAUAAUCUAAAAAGGGAGUAAAUGACAAGUAUGCUAUUUAUUAGAGAGGGAUUUUCGGGUGAUUUUUGAAGUGAUUUGACCUUGAGAGUGGAAUUAAUCAAUAAACAGACUGAGGAGG
Molecule: messenger RNA, 2705 nt
Organism: Echinops telfairi (small Madagascar hedgehog)
Lineage: Eukaryota; Metazoa; Chordata; Mammalia; Afrosoricida; Tenrecidae
Gene: COG7
Product: component of oligomeric golgi complex 7
Exons: 17
Coding region: 160-2472 (770 amino acids)
Biological process (GO): intracellular protein transport; Golgi organization; retrograde vesicle-mediated transport, Golgi to endoplasmic reticulum
Cellular component (GO): COG complex
Source: RefSeq, a predicted model, not a curated record